Messenger RNA from Acanthosepion pharaonis, 2439 nucleotides. NCBI's taxonomy places the organism in Eukaryota, Metazoa, Mollusca, Cephalopoda, Sepiida, Sepiidae. The record is from the annotation of a GenBank genome assembly.
AUGAUCUAUCUAUCUAUCUAUCUAUCUAUCUAUAUAUCUAUCUAUCUAUCUAUCUAUGUAAUUCGAUCUCUUUUUAGCGAUCUCGAAGCGAGAAAAAUGGAAAAUCGUAAAUACAAUUCCGCCACGUACAUUAAAAAUAACCAUUCUCUCACCAGUCGGUUGACAUGCAUCGACAGUUGUUUGAACCCACAAUCAACGUCAGUCGUUGCUGUUCUUCCAGCCGCGAUUACCCUUUUUGCUGUCGAUGUCUUGUUUUUCGUUUCAUCAAAUUACCUUUUCUUUCGCUACGGCCUUCCUCCUCUCUGUGCUAUCAAGUCACCAGCAUCUCAUGCCAUAAAACUAUUUACUUGUACCCCGCACAGAAUAUCUAUCUAUCUAUCUAUCUAUCUAUCUAUCUAUCUAUCUAUCUAUCUAUUUCGGUUAGUUCAAAUCUAUUUCAGUGUGUUCAAAUCAAUCAAUCUAUCUAUCUAUCUAUCUAUCUAUCUAUCUAUCUAUCUAUUUCGGUUAGUUCAAAUCUAUUUCAGUGUGUUCAAAUCAAUCAAUCUAUCUAUCUAUCUAUCUAUCUAUCUAUCUAUUUCGGUUAGUUCAAAUCUAUUUCAGUGUGUUCAAAUCAAUCACUCUAUCUAUCUAUCUAUCUAUCUGUUUCGGUGUGUUCAAAUCUAUCUAUCUAUCUAUCUAUCUAUCUAUCUAUCUAUCACACUCCUUUUCAUUAUCUAUCUAAGUCGUCUUUGCUUUGUGAAUAACUGCUCUUCCUUGUUUUUGACCACUUUUCCCUUCAAAUUUUCUUUUCCUUCCUUCUUUCUUCCUUUUUUUUACCUUCCAUCUUUUCUAUCCUUCCUUUUCUAUCUCCUCCUCCUCCUCCUCCUCUUUUCUGUUGCAUCUUUGUCUUUUUGUGUUCUCUAUCGCUUCCGACCAUCCUUGCUUUUUCUCUUCUUUUUAAAUCUGCCACUCGUUUUCUCUUUUUCGUCGUUCACUAUUUAUUCUUCCACUUUCUUUAUCUUCCAUUAUCAGUCUUUCCUGGUCAAAUUUCGUCUAUUUUCCUUCCUUCCUUCCUUUUCCUUCCUUCCUGCCUUCCUUCCUGCCUUCCUUUCUUCGUUCCUGCUUUCCUUCCCCCUUCCUUCCUUCCUUCCUUCCUUCCUUCCUGUCUGCCUUCCUUUCUUCGUUCCUGCUUUCCUUCCCCCUUCCUUCCUUCCUUCCUUCCUUCUGCCUUCCUUCCUUCCUUCCUUCCUUCCUUCCUUCCUUCCUUUCUUGCCUUCCUUAUUUUCCUUCCUUCCUUCUUCCUUCUUUCUUUUCCUGCCUUCCUUUCCUUUCUUCUUUCUUUUUUUCCUUUUCCUUUCCUUCCUUUCUUUUUUUUCCUUCUUUCCUUCCUUCCUUCCUUUCUUUCUUCCUUCCUUCUUUCCUUGCCUUCCCCUUCCUUCCUUCCUUCCUUCCUUCCUUCCUUCCUUCUUCCUUCCUUCCUUCCUGUCUGCCUUCCUUCUUCCUUCCUUCCUUCCUUCCUGCCUUCCUUUCUUCGUUCCUGCUUUCCUUUCCCCCCUUCCUUCCUUCCUUCCUUCCCUUCCUCCUUCCUUCCUGCCUUCCUUCCUUCCUUCCUGCCUUCCUUUUCUUCCUUCCUUUUUUCCUUUCUUCCUUCCUUCCUUCCUUCCUUCCUUCCUUCCUUCCUUUCUGCCUUCCUUCCUUCCUGCCUGCCUUCCUUUCUUCGUUCCUGCUUUCCUUUCCCCCCUUCUUUCCUUCCUUCCUUCUUUGCCUGCCUUUCUUCCUCGUAUUUCCUCCCAAUCUUUCUUUCAUUUUCGUGCCACUUCUUUAUAUAUUACUUUCCUUCGUUCAUUUCUCACUCUCUCCUACACAACUUUUUUCCUUCUCCUAUGUGCAUGCCUUUCUUCCUCUCCAUUUUCCCACUCAUUAACUGUGUCUCUUUCAAUCACCCCCUCUACCGUUUCAUUGCCUUUCUUCCUCACCCCAAAGCCUUUACAAACCAAACAAACGAUAUACACCUCGAACAAUUCAUUUGCCGGGUCAAAACCAAAUUUACACCCCUUUCUCUUCCAGAAAAUUCAUUUUCCGACAACUUCUGAUGAAAACACUCCAUUGCCCCCCAAGCCAUUUCUUGACUUUUUUUUUAAUGGGUCGUCUACUCUCGUGGUAAUAUUAAUUAUCGUCUUUUUCUUCAACUCUACCUCCUGCCCUUUCUCCUCCUUAACUCCUCCUCUGGCUCACUCUUCUUCUCGAUCUCACCCUCUGCGCCCCUGCUCUUCCUCCUUACUCACUGCUCCUUUUGCUUCUUCUUUACCUCCACCUCUUCAACAUUCUUUACUGUCUCCUCUUCUUCUUUAUCUAUCUAUCUAUCUAUCUAUCUAUCUAUCUAUCUAUCUAUCUAUCUAUCUAUCUAUCUUAAUUUUCAGCUCUUUCUUCUUCUUUUUCUCUAUCCAUCUGUCUAUCUAG